GUCGCCAGCGUGUCCAGCUGGUGUAUUCGGUGCUGCGUGGGGGGUUGUGGCUUGCGAUGUCAGGAACGCGUAAGCUUGUAAAUUAUCGUAGGUAAUUUUUAAAUACUCAUUUUUCCCCAAAGUACUUGCAAGUUUAGAGCGCUUCGUUAGUAGCUUCAAGCCGAAACAGUCAUGGCAGGCGACUCGGCGGAUGCAUCGGACAGUAUUUCACCUUUGGUGGGACUGGUGUACAUAUUCAACCUGAUUGUCGGCACAGGGGCACUCACAAUGCCUGCAGCUUUCAAAGAUGCUGGCUGGCUCCUCAGUCUCAUCAUUGUUGUUGUGCUUGCAUUUAUGAGCUACUUGACGACGACAUUUGUGAUUGAGGCCAUGGCUUCAGCCAAUGCACUUGUUCACUGGAAGACGCUGCAGCACUACAAGCGUGUGGUUGAUGAGGAGGAGAGCACCAUCACGCAGGCCAAGCAGGAGGACAUGGUGAACGAACUCAGGACGGAUGACAUCAUCUCCAAGUGUGUAGAUGAGGAUGAACGAGUGCCUCUUCUCUUAAGCAAUGCAGCAGAGCGAAUGGCAGAGUCCUCACACGUCAACUAUUUUGCCAUCACUGAACGCUUCGAGCUGGGCAAGAUGGCGUCCCUCUUUUUCAGCAAAGUGGGUGUGAAUCUCUUCUACAUCUGCAUAGCUGUGUACCUGUAUGGAGACCUGGCCAUAUACGGUGCGGCUAUUUCAAAGUCUGUUCGUGACGUAGCAUGCCAACUACCAGCGACUUCUAUAGAAAACUUAACCACUCCGACCAACAUCUCAAACGAAACUCAUCCAAAUGACCUGCCAUGCUGGAAAAGCUCCACCAUCACACGUGGAAAUGCUUACAGGAUAUUUUUGUUGGCUUUCCUGGGUCUCGUUGGGCCGUUCACCUUCUUCAACGUGCAGAAGACAAAGUACUUGCAAAUCUUCACAACCCUGAUGCGCUGGAUUGCGUUCACCUCGAUGAUCGUGCUGUGUGCUCUGGCCCUCGGCCAGGGUAAAGGUCAGGGCCACCCUGCCCUGGCCGUGCCCACAGGCCUGCCCAACCUGUUUGGGGUGUGCGUCUAUUCGUUCAUGUGCCACCACUCGCUGCCUUCGCUGGUUACCCCGUGGCGGGAGAAGCGCAACCUGUUCCCCCUGCUGGCUGCCGACUACAUGCUCAUCCUGGGCUUCUACACCCUGCUCAGCUUCACUGGCAUCUUCACCUUUCCCGAGCUGCACGACAUGUACACCCUCGACUUCCAGCCGAACAGCGACACGGGCAGCUCGAUCAUUCCACGCAUUCCAGUGCUCCAGUACUUCCUGUCGCUCUUCCCAGUGUUCACGCUAAGCACAAAUUUCCCCAUCAUUGCCAUCACACUCCGCAACAACCUGCGCUCCCUGUUCCUCCGUGAGGAAUCCGCAUCCAGCCAGUUGGGGUUGAAAUCCCGCAGCAUAUCAUCAUCGGGUAGUUCCAUCCAUGUCGGAACACCACCACCACAGUCAUGCAAGCAGAUGCUUGUAGAGCGCUUCAUCUUCCCACUGCUGGCCUUGCUUCCACCAGUUGCCAUUGCUUUAGCCACUGAGAGCGUAGAGUUCUUGGUUGGCUUCACGGGUUCCUACGCUGGUGCCUUCAUCCAGUACAUCAUACCAGUGGCGCUGGUGCAUCGAGCCAGGAAGCAAGUGCUCGAGGCGCUCGGACUCGGUGUCAAAAACCAACAUGCCUCGCCAUUCCGCCAUGGUGCUUGGCUCAUCUUUGUGCUGGUGUGGGCAGUGGCAUGUGUGACACUGGUGACCGUAAACCACAUCAUCAUAAGGGCAUAGCACGCCUUUCCUCCACUGCCACCGCCGGUGGCAUGGCAGCAUCACUGUGUGCAUGUGACCGCAACAGCUUUACCGUGUACAUUGUUCCUCCGACCUGGUCCAAUGUUUGCCACUUCUUGGGACUCUACCGUUGAUACAAGUGCCAGUGAUACCACAGUUUCCUGUUCGUGCACCACAUGCACUGCCAUGUGCUUCCACCAGCUGUGUAGUGUGCAGCGCAAGGUGGGAGUUCUUGGGGUCUUGAUUGGUUCAUACCCCUUUGUUAACUUGCAGCCCAGUCUCAGCAUUGUUGGAUUUCGAUGAAAACAUUAGUGCCCAAGCCGCUAUCCUAAAUCUUGCUCUUGGAGUGCAUUUUCAUGAACCUGGUUCAGCAGAGCACACAGCUGGUGGCGCAGCUAGACCACUGGUGAAUAUCGCAGUGGCACUGUGACCCUGCAUAAUCCUUCAGUCACUGCAUAACCUGCAGAACCGUUAAUAGGCAUUGGUACUUCGUGGUGAGCUACCUCACGUCAACACAUUCCCUGAGUUGCAUCACCUAUGGCCUUGACACUUUGCCUCUGCUGCUGUUGCUGCUGCAUUUUGGUCAAUGAGCACUUCAUGUGCAUACAUUGCCAGGUUCAUUACUGCAGGCAUGUGGAACUGCUGCAAAUGCACAGCUGGUGCUGAACUUUCAAUCUGUUAGUGCUUUGCCAAGAGAUUUUGCCAAGUUCAAGCACUACCAAAGAUUUCGGUUUUCAUUUAUUUUCGAUUUCUGAUUGUAAAGCAACAAUAAGUUCAAUUGUGGACUAGCACAAGCAUUGACAGAUUUGUUUACUUAUAUGGGCAACCUAAAUGUGAGGAAAGUUGUGUUCAGACUUGCAGCAAAAGCAGGGCACAUCUGCACUUGGUAUUCAGCCUGCAUGAUGCACCAGUAGAUGUGCAGCACUGUUGGCGUUUAUGUGACAUAAAAUUCAGUGUGCUAAAUGUGAGCAGCCAUUGCAAAAUGUUGUUCCAGUGUUUAGAUAAAAUGGUACAUUCACACUGAGCUCUCCCCUGGUUUAAUGGACCUGUUUAUAUUUUACUCAGAUUAUCGAUGAAGCUGCCUCUUUUGUGUUCCAGCCUUUGAACAUAUUUCUCCAGAACAUUGAACAUGUUGGGUAUGGUGAUCAACCAGACCAGUGUAGGCCUUGUGUCACUAACUGUGGUCCUCUGCUUAAGUCUUCCAUGCUCUGCAACUUGCAUUUGCCUACCAUUUGCACUGGUUGGCACCAAUAAUUGUUCAGUAUGCUCUUGGCCAUGAAACUCACUCGCAAAUUGAGCGCGAUUAUGAUCCUGUACUCUGAAGGAGUGUUCCUCAUCGCAGCACAAGCAGCAUGUCUUCAGUUAGAGAAAGAAGGCACACCCCUGGCACUACUAGUAUGUUCUCAGCCAAUCACCUUUAGGCAUACUUUCACCUUCAUGUUUUGUAGUGCCCAGCAUGACUUGUAUAUGGACAUUUAAUGACAGCAUGACUGUUUUGCUGCUUGUCCGUUCAGUGUGUUGGGUAACACAAUGUGGCUAUAAUACUGAUGGGGGAAGUGCAGAUGGCGGCAAGCGUUAGUUGCAUGCAUUCUUUUAGUGAAAGUGAUUACUGAGAGUGUCGUUGUGCUUCUUUCUAGCUUUCACAGUUUACUGCACCUGUUUUACAUCUUCUUGAACACUGCAAUUGUUCAACUCUUUGGUUCACGUGGCAUUGACUGUUGUAAAGGUUAGUCCUUGCUGUAUGUGUUGCCCUAUGCACUACAAUAGGUGCACUGGCCAACCUCCAUGCACUGCUGAUGCAGUUGCAUUUAUUCUCCAUUUUAUUGUAGAUUAAUUUGGGACACAAAUUGUUAAGCAGUGAAACAAUGCACACCGUUACAGCCCCCUCUAUAUUGGAUAUGUAGACAGCAGUUCCAUGCACGAAUUGGAGCAGCAACAUUCAUUCACAGCAUGCACCCGCCAGCAAAAGAAGGCAGACCAUGGGUCCCUCAAAAAAUCAUGUAAGCUUUUCACAGUAUAGGUGCGUAAUGUAAAAGGUAUUGGUUCAGACUUUUACUUUCAAUGCCAGACUGCAUGCCUAGAAGGCAAAGAAAUUCAGGUUUACCACUUUGCCUAUGUUCCUUAUGCCUUUGCCUGGUGUGGUUUCAUAUCUGCAAUUGUCGCAAGGUAUAAAACUCUCCUAGUUAAGUACCGGGGGAAAUCUUUGGAACAUUCUACCUUGUAUGAAAAGUUUUACUAUUCUGGAGAGGUGAAGGAUCGGUGUUGGGAUUGAUUGUGUACCUGAAGUUGGCCCCACAGUCCUUGUAUAUUUACUUUUGUGGACAACUUAGUUGCUUCUUGAUGUACAUUCUGUGAAACAAUUUUGACAGCUACAUGCUCUCAUUUUUAACUAUAGAUUUCAUCAGUUAGCUUUUACUGCUUGUUGGAUUGCAAGUAUGGCAUAGACAUUUUUCGCUUUUAGCAGUACCUGCAAUUCUGCAGGCAUAGGCACAAGUAAACAAAAAGGUACAAUUUAAGGUCUGAGUCUUCUAUACAAAAUACUAACUUAUAUUUGUUGCAUAUAUGCUCUCGUUUCAUGUCUGUUAAAAUGUUUGCUGCAGGGAUGUUGGCAUGGCUGCUUAAUGACUGUGGCUUACUGUGGGUAAUCUUAAGAUUGUUUUGUUUUGCAGUAUUAUGUUAGUUUUAUAUUGGGUUUUAGCUUGCCGCCGCCGUCAAGUGCACAUCGUCAGUUUUCACUUUUUCAAAUAACAUCAUAAUUUAGGUAAACUCCAGCUGGUCUCCUUUGGUGGGGCACAGUUUCUGCAGAUGCAAAUUCACAAUAUUGCAGCUGAGAAUUUUCUAUGAAAUGGCAUAGAAAACUAGAGUGGCUUUUUUUAUUAGUAGUUCUUAGCUCUUUUGCCAUUUUUGAUUGUAGAUGUAAAGGGUAUGAUGUGGAAUACGACUGAAUCCUGUGUGUUGCUGCAUGGGACACGGUUGUGCACAUUUCAUACCAUGAUAAUCGGAAUGAUGGGACCACUAAUUUUAAUCUCUGAACUUGUGGUAUCUAUUUCCGUGUGUUGAACUGCAUACUUUCUUUCUUUUCUUGUUUUAAUUGCCAACAAUGUGCAAUUCCGUCCAAAGCAGUUGUCAUCUCGGUGACUCCCUUGUCAUCUGCAAGAAUGAACGGGCAGUUUGCAGCCAUUCCACACUACAGUCAUUCAAACUUCAUCAAUGUCUGCACAUUCAUUGUGGUCAGUGUUGACAAACUACCCGCAUACCUCUUUGCGUUUCUUUUUGUCUGAUUAGUUUAGUUUAUGCAUGUCACUGGUGUCUGUAGCAAAUUAAUCGCUGUUCAAAUGCUUAGAAUAUGUCCCCACUGUACAAAGUGACUAUAUUUGCCAAGAAGUGGCAUCCUGCCUUCAAAUCUGUGGAUGAUCACAUGCUCGGAAUAUUUUUGUACUAAUGAUGGCUUUGUCUUGUUCUUGGCUUGAAUUUUGAACAUCUGAGUUAUCCGAUUUGGCAGUCUCCUGUUAGGCCUUUUGUGAUGUGCACAUGCUAUGUUUAUUGUAUUUCGUUCACUAUUGCAAGUUCCCAUCUUUUUCAGUUACUAAUUUUAGUCCAGUGGACUUUUCUGUGGUGCAACCCUGUCUAGUCAUACAAACAUCAAAUGUUAUGAUAGUCCCCCCCUCCCCCCUCUCUUUUUAUUUUAACCCUACUAAGCUGAGUACAUGAAACACAGGAAUUUUUCUGCUUUCUAACUCAGAUAUUUUAUUUGUCAAUCGUGUAGAGUCUGCUCGUUAAGCUUUCCUAUUGGCGAUUGUGCGUGUUUAUUUUGCUGUUGCCAUUACUGAAGGGAAUAAGGCUCUGUAUAAUUUCACCGGCCACAACCCUCCUACUCAUUUACUCUAGAAUUAAACUGGUUUGAAUUGAACAUGUUACUUUCCAUGUGUUUACAGUUGUGUUAUAUGCAGGGCUGUUUUCCGUCUUAGCUAUGAACGAGUAAUAAAUUGUAUUUUCGAAUA
Molecule: messenger RNA, 5825 nt
Organism: Dermacentor andersoni
Lineage: Eukaryota; Metazoa; Arthropoda; Arachnida; Ixodida; Ixodidae
Product: transmembrane protein 104
Source: RefSeq, a predicted model, not a curated record